GGGCUCCAAUUAAGUAAAUGAUAUAAGUAUGUACUGAGUAUGUAAAUUAUGUAUCCACAUGAUCUAUCUCUCUCUCACACACACAAACACAUCUUAUAAAGUGGAAACGCGGGGAAAAUUUCACAAAAGACAGCGUCCUUUACACAACAACCAAUCAAAGCUCAUGACUUUUUGAGUGACAUCUAUCCUAACCAAUCAACUUUAGCCAGUAACCAACGUGACCAAUGGGCAGUCGUGUUUACUUUUUAAGGCGUAGCUUACUAUUCAGGAAGUUUUCCCCUCACUGCUGCAACUGCGUGCAGGUCUGCAUGGACGCGACCCAGCAGAUCGAGGACUCUUUCUUCGGAGAGGAGGAUGACUCUGAUGAUGAACAUGAACUGGGAGAAGGAAAGAAACAAACAGAGCCACUGGCCGUACUGAAAGUGUUCAAAAACAACCACAUCCCAGAGACAGAGGUGCCUCUCUACCAGGGAGAGAACGUUUUGGGGAGAGACUCUGCCUCUUGCUCUGUGCCGCUCCAAGCCCGUUCCGUAUCCAGCCGGCAUGCUGUCAUCUCCAUCUCCGUGUUUGACGCUGAUGACCGGCGUGCGCACAGUGAGGCCACGGAGGCCCUGCUGUGGGACCUGGGAAGUUUAAAUGGCACCAGGAAGGGUCGGCUUAAACUGACCCCACACGUACGCUACGCGCUGACCGAGGGGGAUGGCGUGGUGCUCGCUGAUCUGCCCUGUCAGUACGUGAGCCUGAAGAACACGGAGAGGAACACAAAGACAUCCACAGCUGAUGUCGGGAGAGAGAAAGCGAAGGGUUCGACGUCCACCGGCAGUAGCUCGGAAGAAGGCAGGACGGGGAAAGGAGUGGAGAAUGGCAGGAAGAAGUGUGCGCUGCCUCCUGUGCCAGUGUGGACUGAUGAAGCGAAAAGUCUUCAAUCAAUACAGAUGACCCCGAAAAAGCCAGAGACGACCCUAGUGCCCGAGUCUGACUCGGACUCUGAUGGAGAGAAGCAUGGAAGAAGAGAGAGAAGGAGGAUUGUGGUCUCAGACUCGGCUUCUUCCGACCUUUCCAGCCCGACGUGUUCAACGUUCCUGACCCCAGCAAACAAAAUCAUUCCAGAGAGUGAGGAUGAGAGCUCCAUUACUCCAUCCCCAGCACUGAAGGGUAGAUUUCUAAAGACGGGGAAUGACACUGAGGUCUCCUCAGACUCCUCUAAACCUGACCCACUGCACUUGGACAUAGACAGUGAUACAGAUGUUGAGGAUGAAGAGGUGGAAAUGACGAAGGCUACGCCCGGAUUUGAGACUGCUGUCAGAGCGCAAGUGGAUGCCGUAAAUCCUGCUGAUAUGCAUAUGGACAGUGACACUGAUGUAGAGGAGGAGGCGAUGGAGAAGGCCAGGAGUGAUCCAGAAGCUUCAGCUGCACCUUCAAAGCAGGACUCGGUAAAUCCAGCUGCUCUGUCCAUGGACAGCGAUACAGAUGUAGAGGAGAAUGAGCCUGUUGAAACGGACACCGCUCCGCUUUCUGGACCCAAGGCUGCUCUGGACGAGAAGAAAGAACCAGCGGGUUCUGCCCCGUUUCACUUGGAGAGCGAUACCGAUGUAGACGAUGAGGAUGUUCCUCCUAUCCAAGAGUCCAGACCUCCAACCAGUCAUGUAGCUGAGCUCAACAUGAACAGCGAUACUGAUGUCGAGGACGACGAGGACACAACAAAAGCUAUCGAGCCACCUUCAGGCACUGAGGCGGACAGCAAAGAUCUGGGGAAAACGGCCAAAUCUCUAGACGGCGUCAAUGUUCCAGAUGCCAAAAUGUUGCGUCAUCAGUCAGACAGUGAUACAGAUGUGGAGGACGAUAUCACCGAGAUCAGAACUCCCACAGUAGCCAACGUAACAGGAAGCUCUCGGACGCGUUCAGAGAUUCAGACCGCUGAUGAACGCGGCACAGACGCGCGGCAAGACAGUCCUCUUCAAGUCCAACCGGUGCGGGACGAGGUCAGGCUGGACAGCGACACGGACGUGGAGGAGGAUGAAGAGAAGGUGGAGGAGAAUGAGCGGAAGUGUGCAGAAGCAGCAGUACAGAUUGUCCACUCGUCUACACCAAGAAGUGCAGGCUUGUCUGAAGAGGAGAUGGAAACACAAGCGUUCCUCAGUCCACCUCAGCUGUUCAAACGGCCGGUUCUCCCCUCUCUCCUCCACCCUUCUGUCUCUCCUGGAGGUGUCAGUCACACUGAUGACGACUUUGCCGUGGCUGAAACUCAGUCCUUUGUGUGUGAUGCUGCUCAAGCUGAUGCUACGCUAGACGAGACGCCUCAGUUUCUGGGUGGCCCUGAAUCUCGGCGCUCAGGUGGAGCCUCAUCCUCCCAGCUGGGCUUUUCAGACAUCAGCCAUCAACUGGCAGAAGCCAGGGAACCUGCAGAGGAGGACUGGCAACUACAGGCAACUCAGUUAUACGCUAUGAAAAAUUCAGAAGGCAGUACUAAAGCUGGGAAAUCGCUGGAUCUAGAUGCUACACAGGCUUACGCUGAUGUCCCAGGCCAAGAGGAGGAGGAUGAUGGUGGAAAAGAGGAGGAAGAAGAGGAGACGCAGCCACUGGCCGCUCCGGGCCACUCCAGCAUCCACAUUGCUGAAACACAGCUCAGCAAACACAGAGCCCAGAAUGAAGAUAACAGCGAUCAUGAUGCUAAUAAGGAGGUCGUUGCUAGUGAACCAGAAAGAAAGGCAGAAGAGGAUAUUAAUGCUCAGAUGCAAGUGGAUUCACAUCUCUACUCUGCAGACACUCUGCUGAUCGUCAGGAGCCCGAGGCAGGAGGAGCAGACUACUCAACCCUACGCUUUCCUCAUGGCCCAAAUUCAGAAAGAACAGGAGGAGACGGAGAAAGAGGAGCAUGAGAACAAAGAUCAAGAGGUACAAGAGACGGAUGAGGAAGAAAGGGCUCGAAAUGCAGUGAAUGAAAGCGUGGGACAAGAGAAUGAUGCGGAGAAAAGAAAAGAAAAUGACAGAACGGUGACGGAAAAGAAGAAUGAAGUGACUAGUGACGGGCCAGAAGAGGAGAAGAAGGAAAGGGACGAGAAUAGAGUAGAAAAUGACGAUAAAGUAGAUGAAGCGCGAACACAUCCUGCUGAGGCUGAUGCUAUUGUUGAAACACUGUCUGCGUGUGAGGAAGAAGAGCAGGAGGAAGAGCAGCGGAAUGAACCUAGCUCCAGCAGAGGAACACCGCCUGCUGAGGUUGAAUCAACACAGCGUCUCGAGCCUGAUCAUGCUCAUGUUGCUAUUGCUGAAACACUGCCUAUGUGUGAUGAAGACGAAGGACAGGAGGAAGAUGAGAAUAAACCUAAGAGUAGCAGAAGACCUGGUAGAGGGAGACGGGCUGCUAAAGUUGAUCCUGUCGAGUCUGACAAAGUCACCAGUGUGACCGUUGCUGAAACGCAGCCUAUGUGUGAGGAGGAUAAGGAGGAACAGGAAGAAGAGCAACAGAGUGAAGCCAUAUCUACCAAGAGAUCCAGUACGAGGAGACGUAACGCUAAGGCGAAGCCAGCAAAACCUGUCGAGUCUCGUGUCGCCAUUCUUGAAACCCUACCGAUGUGUGAAGAAGAGGAAGAACGGGAGGAAAUGCCACAGAGUGAAGCCAAAUCUGGUAGAAAAUCCCGCAGAGGAAGGCUGACUUCUAAAGUUGAGCCCACACAACCUCUCGAUCCCGAUUCUUCUGCUGAAACAAUGAAGAUGGAUGGACAGGAGGAAGAGCAAGACUGUCGGAGGAGCCUGAGAGGAAAAGAAACAGCAACAGCAGCAUCUGGCAAGGGUAAAGGCAGAGGAAGAGCUACGGCAGAGAAAGAGAAGAGAGGGAAGCGAGUGAAAGUAGUGCAAGAGUUGGACAGUGAAGAAGAGGUAGACCAAGGGAACAAAGGAAGAGGACGAAAGAAGACGAGGCAGAAAUCCAAAGAUGAUGCCGAGGCCAGACUCGAGCUAGUGGAAGCUGAUCAUGAAGAAAUAGAGCAUUUAAAAACGCAAGAGAAAGAGGAGGAAAGUGAGAGACUGCAGAGGGGGAAGAAGGAAGAAGAAGAUCGGCUAGAAAGAGAGAGGAAGGAGGGGGAAGAGAGGGAAGAACGUGAACUGGAGAGAGCGAGAACGGAGAGCGAAAAGAAGGAAAGAGAAGAGAAAGAGAUGGAAAGUUUGGAAAGGAAGAAGCAGCCGGAAAAAGAAAGGAGAGAACAAGAAGAAAAAGACAGGGUAGAACACGAGAGGAUUGAUGGAGAAAAUAAGGAAAAGGAAGAAAAGGAGAUGAGGGAAAGACAAGCGCUUGAGCAAACGCUUGAAAAAGAAAGGAAAAAACAAGAAGAAAUGGACCGAUUAGCAAGAGAAAAAAAGGAUAGAGAAGAGAAAGAACAGCUAGAGAAAGAAACGAGGGAAGAGAAGGAAAAACAAGAAAAAGAAAUGGAACAAAAGGAGAAGGAAAAAGAGAGUAAAGACAAUAAAGAGGGUGUGGGAAAAGAAAAGAGACCAGCACCAGGAAAACGGAAAGCGGGGCUAGAAAGAAAGGGAGGGAAAAGCAAGAAAGAGGAGGAUCAAGAAUUAGAAGAAGGAACUAAAGAAAGACUGGACUCUGAACAAGAAUUAAGUGAGCUACAAAAACAAGAAUGUGAAGAAGGGAGCAGUAAAAAGCAAGAGGAUGAACAAGCCGAGAGUGAAGCGAAACCCAGACGAGGCAGACGCGCUGCCAGGAAAUCUGUUGCGCCGCCUGCUGGUGUGGAGGACGAAGGCGGUCCAGCUAAAAGAACUCGCUCGCGCUCCAACUCCUCUAACUCUGUGUGUUCAGAGCAGUCCACUCAGGAUAGCCUGACCGAAGGAAGAAGAAGGGGGGGAAGGAGGAAAGCUGUUGAAGAAGUGAAUGAGACAGGCAGGCCAUCAGGCAGAAGAAGAACUACCACAGCACCCUCUACUGAGAAGGAGGACGUAAAGCAGGCUGCUCACUCUCGCUCCAACUCCAGGAGCUCUGACGGAUCCAGCAGCAGUGUGGCCACUCAGAACCGAGGCAGGGGGAGGAACGGGAGGAAGAGUGUGAAAGCAGAAGAGCCGGAGGAGGGAGAACAGUCAGCACCUGUGUGGAGAGGAAGAGGGAGAGGAAGAGGAAGAGGUGGGAAAUGUCCUGGGUCAAAUGACGUUAAAGCGGAGGCGGCAGGUGAGCCAGAGAAGGAGGAGGCUGAGGUUAUGGCUGAUGCUGAGGACAGUGUUAUGAGCCAAAGCAGCAGCAGGGGGCGUAAAAGAGGUGCUGAUGUUUCUAUGCUGAUAGCAGAAACUCCACAGACUCCUAAAACCCCUCGCCGCUCUCUAGCCGGACAGACACCCAAGGUUCUGUUUACAGGAGUAGUGGAUGAGGAUGGGGAGAAGGUGGUGGUGCGUCUGGGUGGAGGGCUGGCGAAAGGUGUGGGUGAUAUGACUCACCUAGUGACCGAUAAAGUCCGUCGUACCGUUAAGUUCCUGUGUGCCGUGGCCCGAGGAGUUCCGAUCGUUACCCCUGACUGGUUGAGUAAGUGUGGUAAAGCAGGAAGCUUCCUCUCCCCUAAUGGAUUCUUAGUGAAAGAUGUAGAGCAAGAGAAGAGAUUUAACUUCAGUCUGCAGGAAGCUCUGAGAGUAGCCAACUCUCAGCCCUUAUUGCAGGGCUAUGAAAUUCAUGUAACACCCUCUGUGAAGCCUGAGCCGUCUCAGAUGAAAGAAAUCAUCACUUGCUCUGGGGCACGCUUUCUUCCCAAAAUGCCCUCUGCUCGCAAGGCUCAGACGGUGGUGGUGGUGUCGUGUGAAGAGGACCGGGCACUGUGUGAAAGAGCUCGGAGUUUGUCUUUUCCUGUGGUCAGUGCCGAGUUCCUGCUGACUGGCAUUCUACAGCAAAAAGCGGACGUACAAACACACGCGCUCUCUCUCUCACCUGCCGCUGCAGCGCCCAAACCUGCCGCCCGAGCUCGUAGAAAGUAGUUUCUGGCAUAAAAAAACAAACAACAAAAAACGCCCAUGUGGAGUCUUGUGAGGACUGGCGUGUGAGGUGAUAUCUUCAGAGCACUUCGGGUCCUUAUCGAGAUCUGCUAUGCGUGAAACUGAGAUGUUCUCCAAGCCUGCGUACAGCUUUGAACCCUCAAGUAAUUUUUAAGCUAUACUCUUUGGAAAAACUAGUACUAAACUGUACCUGUCCUUGUUGCUGGGUUGGUAGCUUUAAUGGUACAUCCUUUGUUCAUUUGAUAUGCAUCUUUCACCUGGAAAUGCGGAAAUACGGUAGUGUCAUUUUUUUAAAAACAUGAUUUAAGGUACAUAAAUGGACUGUAAUUUGUUUUUAGGGUAAAGCUUUAAUUAAAGGUACACUAUAUGCAUCUGAGGUGACAAACUGAUGUUCGGUCAACGCCAGCCCUUUCAUCGGGCUAAGGUUGGGCGCCAGGGUCGACGGCCACCUUUAAAUCCACCAUGCCGGCGUCGGCCAUCGUGAUGUGGCAAGGCUGGGUGCCACCUUUUUAAAUCCAUGUUAUGAAAAGUGUAUCUCGGCUAACAUUGUGUUGAAAGUCAGCAGGGUUGUAACAAAAUGUGAUCGAGCCCGUUUCCAGAGUUGACACGACGCAAAUAAACGCUGGGCCAACAUAAGUUUUCCACUUGACACUUUUCUCAUGAAAAGACGUUCAUUAAAGUUACAAAAGAUGUCACCCUGGGGCUCGGUGGCUUAGUGGUCAGCAUGUCUGCCUCGCACCUACAGGGUUGGGGGUUCGAGUCCCGCCUCUGCCCUGCGUCUGUGGCAUUUGCAUGUUCUCCCAUGUUUCUGGGGUUUCCUCCGGACACUUCCUCCGGUUUCCUUCCCCAGUGCAAAGACAUGCAUUGUAGGCUGAUUGGUGUUUCCAAAUUGUCCUUAGUGUGUGAAUGGCCCUGCGGUGGGUUGGCAUCCCGUCCGGGGUGUCCUCCCGCCAUCUCCCUGAGAUAUGCUCCAGGCUCCACGUGCCCCUAUGUAUGAUUAGAUGGAUGGAUGGAAAGUUUCACACAUGAAGGCACCAAUCCCAGCAACAGUAUCCCAUAUGAAUAAACUUUUGUUAGAUAAA
Messenger RNA from Ictalurus punctatus (channel catfish), 7057 nucleotides. It is a transcript of the gene mdc1, whose product is annotated as mediator of DNA damage checkpoint 1. The transcript is spliced from 12 exons. NCBI's taxonomy places the organism in Eukaryota, Metazoa, Chordata, Actinopteri, Siluriformes, Ictaluridae. The record is from RefSeq and is a predicted model, not a curated record. Gene Ontology annotation, cellular component: nucleus. Gene Ontology annotation, molecular function: protein binding. Bases 225 to 5957 code for a protein of 1910 amino acids. Gene Ontology annotation, biological process: positive regulation of transcription initiation by RNA polymerase II.